Dicentrarchus labrax (European seabass) is the source of this 6454-nucleotide messenger RNA. Its product is annotated as zinc finger E-box-binding homeobox 1. The transcript is spliced from 8 exons. NCBI's taxonomy places the organism in Eukaryota, Metazoa, Chordata, Actinopteri, Moronidae. Gene Ontology annotation, biological process: regulation of transcription by RNA polymerase II; anatomical structure development. The record is from RefSeq and is a predicted model, not a curated record. The coding region runs from base 296 to 3694 and encodes 1132 amino acids. Gene Ontology annotation, molecular function: DNA-binding transcription factor activity, RNA polymerase II-specific; RNA polymerase II cis-regulatory region sequence-specific DNA binding.
AUAUUUUUAGACACCGUUAUGAGGCGUGAUGUGUGUGAGCCGUGGGGCUGGAAAGCACCUUUUUUUUCCUCUCUCCUCCUGCUGACGACACGACGGUGACUGCGCGUCCGUACAGGAGCUCAUCAUCAUCAUCAUCAUCAUCAUCAUGUUUACCUGAACGCGGAUAACGGGGCUGACAAAUGGCCUAGAAAUAAACAGAAAUAGCACCUGCGGCUCUCGACCGUUCACGGAACCGGAUCCGCUCGUUUUCCUAAAGGCUCGGUGUCUCGUGAGGAGCCUGGAAAAACCGCUCCAAAUGUCAACUUGUGCAGUGACAAACUUCAACAAUGGCUUGGAGGCCAGUUCAGACUCCGAUGACGAGGACAAGCUACACAUUGUGGAGGAGGACAGCCUGCAGGAGCCUGAGGUCGCCAAAGCAGAUGGGACUACGCCGCAAGACAGCCAUGACGCCACCACAACAGUAUUACCCCAUAAUGGCUCCUUGAACGGAGUGAAAGAGGAGUGGGUGUCAGAAGAAGAAGAAGAAGAAGAAGAAGAGGAAGAGGAGGAGGAGGAGGAGGAGGAGGUGGUGAAGGAUACGCUAGUGGAGGAGAUUCUCCAGCAGGGAGACACAGCCAUCAUCUAUCCCGAAGCCCCUGAGGAUGAGCAGAGUCCAGCAGAGACAGGAGGCGCUGAUGAAAACGGCACACCAGAUUCCUUCUCCCAGUUGCACACGUGCCCUUACUGCUCCCGGGGCUACAAGCGCAACGCCUCGCUGAAGGAGCACAUCAAGUAUCGCCACGAAACCAGCGAGGACAACUACAGCUGCUCGCACUGCAGCUACACCUUCACCUACCGCUCGCAGCUGGAGAGGCACAUGAGCCACCACCGGGGCACCAGGGAGCAGCGUCACGUUACCCAGUCGACAGGAGCAUCGGGAGGAACAGGGGGAACCCGCAAGUUCAAGUGUACUGAAUGUUUAAAGGCCUUCAAGUACAAGCAUCACCUGAAGGAGCACCUGCGCAUUCACAGCGGUGAGAAACCGUACGAAUGCUCAAACUGCAAGAAGCGAUUCUCCCACUCAGGCUCCUACAGCUCCCAUAUCAGCAGUAAGAAGUGUGUGGGUGCAGCACCUCCUAAUGGCGUCCCUCGAACGUCGAUCAAAUCCCCUCCGCCCACCACCCAGACCACACCGGUCGUAAUCGCUCCGGCCCGUGUGAUUCUUAAAGAGAAGACUGAAAGCAAACCCCUCCAGGAGCAGCUCCCCGUCACCCAGAUCAAAUCUGAACCUGUGGAAUACGAGUGCAAGUCCGCGAUGGCGGCACCGGCAACUUCAGCUAGUACCAACGGAGUGGUGAACGGAGGUACGGCUCAGCCAGCUGUGGUUCCAGCUGCAACCCUGCCUCAGGGUGUGGCUAUGGUCUUACCCACAGUUGGCCUGAUGUCGCCCAUCAGCAUCAACCUGAAUGACUUGCAGAAUGUGCUCAAGGUGGCGAUGGACGGAAACGUGCUCAGGCAGGUGCUGGGUACAGCUAAUGGGGUGGUGACGCAGGGCAAGCAGGGAAUUGUAGUCCAGCAGCCCCAGCAACAGAUCAUCAGCCUGCCGGCCUUCGUGGAUCACGACGGCACCACGAAGAUCAUCAUCAACUACAGCAUCAGCCCUGCAUCCGCCACCACUGCCACUACCCAGCCUGCACCGCUCGUUGCCAAAAACAAUCCUCCUCCCCUUCCCACUGUCACCACUGCUGCAGCUCCCACCCCCUCCAAAACAGAUAAAUCCCCAACCCCAGAGGUGGCCGACCUCACCAUCGUAAAGACAGAGCCUGAAUCAGUGGCCAUCACGGAGACGGAGGCGGUCACGCAGACAAAAAUGAAAACUGUUAAGACUUCAGCCGCCCAGACAGCUCAGAUGCCAAAAGCCAACAGCAGCAGUACGUGUUUACUAUGUGAUGACUGUCCCGACAACCUGGAGGCAUUGCACCUCCUCCAGCACCGCAAAGCAGCCAAUGGGGAGGCUGUUGACUCUGCAGCUUUGGACCCCUCGUUCGCUGCUCUGCUAAGCGAGGCAGGGGUAACGCUGGAGGAGCCGCCCGUCGACGACCUCCUCUCACUCCUCAAGACCUACUUCGCCUCCAAUGCCAACCCCAGCGAGGAGGAGCUGUCAAAGAUCUCAGAGUCUGUCAGAAUUCCCGUGGACGUGGUCAGAAAGUGGUUUGCCAAGAUGAACUCUGGGAAAAAUGUGGGCAAAUUCCGCAAUAACGCUAGAGCGGUUUCCAAAAAGACUGAAAAUUCCAGCUCGGAGGAUGCCUCGAAUCAGAAUGGAGAGGCAGAGGAAGACAGCACCCAAGAAACAUCCAACAAAGCCUCAUCAGAAUCUGGCAGCGCUUCCCCGUCAGACUCUUCACCACUUAGCCUCAACACCGGGGACCUCGUCAUCGUUAAAAGUGAGCCAGAGGACCCCGAGAACCCGGACUCCCAGGCAGAGCCGCUUGACCUCUCCCUUCCUAAACAUCUUGCAGCGGCACUGGAAACAAAAAUGGCCGCACCUCCCACCAAGCUGCAGGAACAGCCCCUGAACCUGACCUGCCUGAGGAAGGAGCAGCUGGAGGGUCGAACCAUCUACGUCACCACGCCUCAGACCGGAAGAUCUGUCAACAUCGUCACUGCCACACAGCUGCCCACACUGGUGGCCAUCGCCGGGCAGGGCACGGUGGGCUGUCUCAGCGCAAUCAACACCACGACGAAGCGCACCAUCCUCAUCCCCCAGCUCACCUACACCUACGCCACUACGACCGGCAACGCCACUGGAGCAAAGACUGUUGUACUGAACGGCCACAAGCAGGAGAAGAGGCUGGACACCAGCUCUGACGGUGUUUCCACGGUGGAGGAGCAGAAUGAUUCGGAUCCGAAGAAGCGACGGCUGGAAAAUGGCGUCUACCCGUGUGAUCUUUGCUCCAAAGUCUUCCAGAAGGGCAGCUCCUUGCUCAGGCACAAAUAUGAACACACAGGAAAACGGCCCCAUGAGUGCAACAUCUGCAAGAAGGCCUUCAAACACAAACACCACCUGAUUGAACACUCGAGGCUGCACUCCGGUGAGAAACCCUACCAGUGUGAUAAGUGCGGGAAGCGUUUCUCUCACUCCGGCUCCUACUCCCAACACAUGAACCACCGCUACUCCUAUUGCAAGAAGGACGGGCCAAACUCCGGCGCCGCUUCAGGGCCACGCAGGGCUCAGUCGGAGCUCGGCAGCCCCGGCACCGGACCGCAGUCGGACAGUCGGACCACGACCCCGCCCUCCCAACUGGACUCAGACGAGAGGGAGAGCGAGGAAGAGGAGGACGAGGACGACGAGGCCAUGUGUAUGGACGACAUCCGGGUCGUGCAGGUGGACGACGGCGAGUGCGAGAUCUACGAGGGUAACUUCGACGACGAGGACGAGGAGGGAGAAGAGAUGGCGGAGGAAGAGACGGCAAGAGAGGAAGCGGCGGAAAGAGAGAAGGAGGACGAGGAGGUUGUCUGCGAUGUGGUGGAGAUCGAGCUGGGGGACGAUCACAUGGAGGACGAAGAGAUGGAGGAAACAACCGAGGAAAAGGAGGAAGCGGCAAGUGCGGAUACGGAGGAAAUGGCAGACUGUGAAGCAGAUACGGACAAAAGCAUCAGGGAGGGGUCAGACAGCGUCGAACCCACCGAGGAAGAGGCGACAGACGCCGAAUGAAGGAAGGAGAAUCUCUCCAGGACAGUUCCAGUGUGUCGGUCAUUAAAGUCAAAUUAAGACAAAACCGCAGAGGAGUCAUGAAAGUCACGGCGGUUGCCUGAUCUUAACGGUCCACUACUGUGUACAAAAACCCAGGUGUGCCUGAACUUGAAAAAAGAAGAAAACAAAAACGAAACAGUGACUUUUUUCUCGUGGAAAUGAAAUAUCAGUGUUAAAAAUUGUUUAUAGAAGUACAGAUUUUAAAGCAGAACUCACCCAUCAACUUGUUAGACUUGUUACUGAGACAUCCCAGGUUGUUUUAUUGUUUGUUCAUUUGGUCAGUGUUACUAAUCUUGUUCUUGUUUGAAAACAUUUUAACCUGUAAAGAUGAGAAAGAUUUCUAUACCUUUUUAUUGCCAAUGAAGUUUCCUAAAUCAGUAUUUUAUUGAGUUCUACGAACAAAAACCUCUGCACUACAGUAUUCCUGGUUUACCUAUGGAUACAUGCCUCAUGCAUUGUAUGCCCUUCAGUGUUAUAUACGUACACUAGCUAGCGAUAUGUUGUUCGUGUUAGUGUUAGUCUUUGCUAGCUAGCAUUCAUUUUGUUUUCAGUUUGACUGUUAGCCUUAAGGAAAACAACGUAUUCUUGGGGAGGGUUGUGGGCGGGAUGGGGAGUCCGGGACGAGAACGUGGCUUCUUUAUGCCAUAACCAAAUUUGUCCUAUCAGGGAAGGUAGAGUCACAACCUCAAAGCCAGCAUCGGGCGCCUGUGUUUUGCAAACCCGGCGCAGCCUGUACGGGCGGAGUCUCCAGAUUCAAAAGCAGACUCCGCGUCGCCCGGCUCAGCCGUGGUUCCAAAACGCACGCGCCCAUUCUUACCAAGCUUCUCCUUAUUUUGGUUGACUUACGUUCUGGGUCAGUGUUUCAGUGUUAUUAGCUUAUAUAUGAAGUCAUACUGUACGUGAAGGAACGGGGACGUUUCCUGCUCCACCCCAAUGCCUCCAGCCUUAUGCAAGACCUGUGUGCUGUUAAAAGUGCCAUUGAACAGUGUUAUCAUUUCUUCUUCACACAUGUAGCCAGUAUUAUUAUGUCCCUCUGUUACUUACACAAGACCCAUAUUGACUAAUGUUUGUCGACUUGCACAGAACAGCAAAUUUGUCACAACGACUGAAAAAAUACUUCCUGUGAAAUUCAUUUGGAAUAUUUUUGAGGCCUUUUUAAAAGUAUUUGAACCAGACCUGAAAGCUGGGAAACACAGUAUUAGGGCCUCAACUAAUGAUUAUUUUCAUUAAUCAAUGGAUUGUUUAUUGUUUAUUGUCUAUAAAAUGAGAUAAAGUAGUGAAAGGACACAUUUUAAUUCUCCAGAGCCCAAGAUGGCGCCUUCAAAUGUCUUGUUUGGUCCAAACAGCAAUCUGAAACCCAAAGAUAUUUAGUUUACAAUGAUCCAACCAUCACAUAGCUGCAAACACAGACUGACAUAAUUUGAUCAGUUGUUGGUUGUCGAUCAACUAACUGAUCGAUUAAUCGCUUCAGCUCUACGUAUUCCAUCUCCAGUAGCUGAGAAAUGUGGGAAUUGUGUUGAAAACCAUUGAGAAAUACAGUCCAGACCGAGCUUACCUGUGGAUAUAAAAUGCCUUGUAAACUUGAGAUAAUCAGUUUCCCUGCUGAUGUUUGAAGUAUAGUGAAGUUAAUAUGUUCGUGGCACAAGUCACAAGUAUUAAAGAUGUUUACAGAAGUGCUUAAAAAACAGAAAAUGUUCUGUUGAGGAAGAUUGAAAUGUUCUAAACUCCAACUUGACACUCUGCCACCAGGUUGGCUCAGGAAGAAAUCAAAAGUAUACAAAACCAAGAUCAUCUUCCAAUAAAAUGGAAACAGACUGACUUACAGUGAAAUUAUAGAUGUAUUCAGAUUUGUGCACUUGUUUUCAGAUAGUAAAGAAAAAGAAAAUUGUGGCAAGCUGUCCCGCACUUCAGGUAACAAACGUUAGUGAAUGUGGUCUCUGUUGAAGUGUUUUCAGUUGGUUUUACCGAACAGUGUUUAUAGUAUUAGUCUGUUUUAAUUUGUUUUUUUGUUUUAAUGUGUCUUCUGUAUGUUUUUUCAACAAUGGCAGUAUUAGAACCCUUUUCACAGAUUAAAAAAAAAUGUACCUGUUUAGUUUUUAGAAGACUUUUUUAUAUUUAUGUGUCUUAUUUUUAUAUUUUCUUUUAUGGUUAUUUAUUACACAUUGUAGUGUACAUUACUGUAGUUUGAAUUGAUACAAUAAUAUAUUUUAGUAUGAAAAAUAAUCUCAAGACAAACAAAAAAAACCCCAAAAUGUGGUUCUGGGAGCUGAAGUUUGUUUUAACAAAAAAAAAAAAAAAAACAUAAAAAGAUAAAACAUGUAUUCUGUAAACAUGACUUCUGUUUUAAGCUAAAAAAGAAGAAAAAAAAGACAGGAAUGAAGUGAGAAAUAGAAACUGUUACAUGUGCAUCCGCUCUUUGCGUCGUUAUGAAGCUACUGAAUUCUAAAACUCUGUGAUUUUAAAAGCAUGAGUCGUCACCGUUUUAAUGAAGGAUCUUGUUAUGAAGCCGUUACUCCUCCCUUUUUAUUUCGAAGCCAAAUUUAGAUCGUUCCGCCACCCUGUUUUCUGUUCUGUGCCAACUUGUUCCAUUGUACUGUCGAAAGGCUGCAUAGCGUACGUUCUGUCCUCACCCUUUGUAAAUCCACUGUCUUUUUGUAUUGUUUUUAUUUUAGUUUUGCUCCAUUUUUAUGACUCCCCAUCACAAUAAAAUAUAAGACAGCA